Molecule: messenger RNA, 708 nt
Organism: Haliotis rubra (blacklip abalone)
Lineage: Eukaryota; Metazoa; Mollusca; Gastropoda; Lepetellida; Haliotidae
Exons: 1
Coding region: 1-708 (235 amino acids)
Source: RefSeq, a predicted model, not a curated record
AUGCUUCCAGGAGGACGGGCCCAGUGGUAUAAGGAUGCUUCCAGGAGGGCGGGCCAGUGGUAUAAGGAUGCUUCCAGGAGGGCGGGCCAGUGGUAUAAGGAUGCUUCCAGGAGGGCGGGCCAGUGGUAUAAGGAUGCUUCCAGGAGGGCGGGCCAGUGGUAUAAGGAUGCUUCCAGGAGGGCGGGCCAGUGGUAUAAGGAUGCUUCCAGGAGGGCGGGCCAGUGGUAUAAGAAUGCUUCCAGGAGGGCGGGCCAGUGGUAUAAGGAAUGUUCCAGGAGGGCGGGCCAGUGGUAUAAGGAUGCUUCCAGGAGGGCGGGCCAGUGGUAUAAGGAUGCUUCCAGGAGGGCGGGCCAGUGGUAUAAGGAUGCUUCCAGGAGGGCGGGCCAGUGGUAUAAGGAUGCUUCCAGGAGGGCGGGCCAGUGGUAUAAGGAUGCUUCCAGGAGGGCGGGCCAGUGGUAUAAGGAUGCUUCCAGGAGGGCGGGCCAGUGGUAUAAGAAUGCUUCCAGGAGGGCGGGCCAGUGGUAUAAGAAUGCUUCCAGGAGGGCGGGCCAGUGGUAUAAGAAUGCUUCCAGGAGGGCGGGCCAGUGGUAUAAGGAAUGUUCCAGGAGGGCGGGCCAGUGGUAUAAGGAUGCUUCCAGGAGGGCGGGGCAGUGGUAUAAGGAUGCUUUCGGUUGCUUAGUUGUUUGUUUGUUUGUAUUUGUUGUUUAA